AUGGGCCAAGAUUACGCACUUUCGUUGCUAGCUCACCCGCCUCAAUCGAUUGCACCGGAGGACAUGCGAGAAGCACUGUAUCCAAGUCUGACUGCUUGUGUCGAGCGGCUUCUCGGACGCGCAGCAUCGAACAAGCCUCUGCUUGACGUUGCCGUUCGCCUGACACGCCUGGUGGAUGAGUGUGAAGCACAGGCGGAACUCUUCGCCCGUACCAAGGAGAUGGUGGCUGGCGUCUAUGGACUGUUGGCUUCCGUCUUGGAGGAGGCCAGGCCCGUCAUGGGUCGACAUGAUGCUCGGGGUCUCGAGGCUCGCGUCACCCUCAUUCACGAGGCCAACAUUGCCGCAAGCAGAUUCCCAUUGCCACCCGCAGUGCGCGAAUUCCGUGCUUUUGCAGCAAGUGGCAGGCCACGGACUCGUGUGUCCCAUGUAGGCAGUCCGCAGGGCGACGACAUGUACCGGAAGUUCCGGCUCUUGGCCAAGAACUCGGUUCCGACAGCAACACUUGACCACGCCGAUCGCCUUCCCGGAGGCAUGCAAAUGUUCAACCCCAUGGCGGUGGGAAGAGAGCGCAUGCCGACUACUAUCGGCAACUACAGCCCGCGCGUAAUCGUCGGGCUUGAAGGCGGGAGGCUUGGCUUGUCCGACAAGUCGAGACUCACCAUGGAACUGAUGGCGCUUUCUCCGUCAAACGUGGACGAGCUCACGGACGGGAGAGCCAUGCCCAGCUCGUUGCAUGUUGUUGUGCGCAGUGGUGAACAUGUCCCAGUAGCCGACACGAGGAACUUUCUCCCGGCGGCACCGGAGGACGGGCAAUUGUUGAGGCAAAAGCAGGGUGGUUUGCAGCCGGGGCCGAAGACAACGUCUGGGAGAGCGUGCUUUGCGGUGAUGUUCGUGUCGUAA
This is a messenger RNA of Metarhizium album ARSEF 1941, 900 nucleotides long. RefSeq lists its product as uncharacterized. The record is from RefSeq and is a predicted model, not a curated record. Bases 1 to 900 code for a protein of 299 amino acids. The transcript has a single exon. NCBI's taxonomy places the organism in Eukaryota, Fungi, Ascomycota, Sordariomycetes, Hypocreales, Clavicipitaceae.